AUGGUCCAACUACAUAACUUUUUCUUUUUCAUUACUUCUAUGGUCGUGCCUCGUGGCACGGCAGCACCCUUACUAUUGAAAUGGUUCGUCAGUAGAGAUGUUCCCACUGGUGCCCCUUUUUCCAAUGGGACUAUAAUUCCUAUUCUUAUCCCUUCAUUCCCUCUUUUGGUCUAUCUACAUUCCAGGAAAUUCAUACGCUCCAUGGACGGAGCAAAAAGUGGAGUCUUGGUCAGAGCAAGCCGCCCUAUUCUAUUACCAGACAUAAUUGGGAGAAGCUCAUCCGAAACUAGAGCUGGAAACGCCUCAUUUCGUUUCGUUCCCGUUCUUCAUUUCCUUCUUAUCGAAUCCAAGGGGGACUUCUCAUAUUUAGAAUCUUUCUGCGGUGUGCUCUGUUUACUAUUCUUUCGUACUCUCUUCUCUUUACCACGCGAUAGGUCAGCAAAGCGUGAGCGGGCGCGGAGAAGGAAACGCCAAACACUUCGGCCUAAGCCUAACGGGAAUGAGCAACAACGAAAUGACAAGAUGGGGUGCUCCGGGCACCCCCAUUUAGAAAGAAGGGUCGAAGGUUUUUGGCCUGUAGCUUUCCCCGUCCCCCCUUCGUCGGGUGGUGCUUGUGUGGGGGGUGUGCCACCUGAACCUGAAAUCGGGCUUGAAGCUCUCGCCUUACCAACGAGCCGACAGCUGAUGGCUGUUGGUCACGACUACCACCAAAAAGCUCCAAUGAAGAUGAAUAUUUCACAUUUUGGAGUGUGCAUCUGUAUGUUGGGUGUUCUUCUGUCUAACACAAAGAAGAUACAGUUCACUCAACGAUUGCCUUUGGGUUCCGAACUCCAUAUGGGGAAGGAGCGUUGUUGUUUCCGAGGUCUCGAUCAUUUACAUGGACCCACUUCUCAUUCCAUUUGUGGGAAUUUGAUGAUCUAUAAACCGUCCCUAACGAAUGAUCGCCUCAUGUUUGAGCAUGAUGAAUCACUUCGUGCCGACCUGUUGCCAAUAAACUUUCCGGCCUCAUAUGAGAAUGGAAAACUGGAGAAUUUUCUGCAUCGGUGGAUGAAAAAUCGCGAACAUAAGAAUUUUUUGUUGAUCAUGUUCCCAGAAAAAAGAUACUUUAGAGAAACAACGAGCACGACUGAAGUGGCUAUACAUACAAAUCCAUUUACGGAUAGAUAUGCUUCGAUUGGAACUGGAAGUUCCAGAACAGGCGGCUGGUAUACCACCAUAAUGAAACUGCCUUUUCUUUUUUUUAUUCGGAUAGGAUUUAUGUUGGCUUCGUCGGGAGGCUCGCGUAGUUUGUUACGUCAGCUCCAAAAGGAUGAGUUGCGUUGGAAUCGA
This is a messenger RNA of Vigna radiata var. radiata (mung bean), 1329 nucleotides long. Lineage: Eukaryota; Viridiplantae; Streptophyta; Magnoliopsida; Fabales; Fabaceae. The record is from the annotation of a RefSeq genome assembly.